CUUGUUCUCCUUGCUCUUGUGGCUGCGGCCACCGCAGCUGAUGAUAUUUCUGCUGCACAGAAACAGCAUGAGGUCAAUUUCAUGCUGCACAAGAUCUAUGGAAAUAUCCGCGAUCCAGAACUCAAGAAAAUCGCCGAUACCUUUGACCCAGAAGCGGAUUUAUCUCAUUAUAGUGAUGGUGGUGAGGCAGUACAUGCACUCAUUAGGGAUUAUAAGGACCAGAAACUCCUUGAACAGAAGCACUAUUUCUCACUGUUCAACGCCAGACAUCGUGAAGAGGCCCUUAUGCUUUUUGAUGUACUCAUUCACUGCAAAGAUUGGAAAACAUUUAUCAGUAACGCCGCCUACUUCCGUCAAAUAAUCAACGAAGGAGAAUUUGUCUAUGCAUUUUACGUUGCAAAUAUACAUUCUCCUUUGGCUACGACAAUUGUACUUCCUCCGCUGUAUGAGGUAACACCCCAUCUCUUCACCAACAGUGAAGUUAUCGAAGCAGCUUACCGUGCACAGCAAACACAAACGCCAGGCAAGUUCAGGUCCACUUUCACUGGCACAAAGAAGAACACUGAACAGCGUGUAGCCUACUUUGGUGAGGAUAUUGGUUUGAAUACUCAUCACGUCACCUGGCAUAUGGAAUUCCCAUUCUGGUGGGAGGACAAGUACAAAUACCGACUGGACCGCAAGGGAGAGAACUUCUUCUGGGUUCAUCACCAGCUUACCGUCCGUUUCGAUGCCGAACGACUUUCCAAUCACCUGGACCCAGUAGAAGAACUGGACUGGAAAAAGCCCAUCCACCACGGCUUUGCCCCUCACACCAGCUACAAGUACGGAGGACAGUUUCCUUCUCGUCCCGAUAACGUUAAUUUUGAAGAUGUUGAUGAUGUCGCUCGUAUUCGUGACAUGAUCAUCAUCGAUAGCCGAAUCCGUGAUGCAAUUGCCCAUGGAUACGUCAUCGACGAAGAAGGAAAACACAUCGACAUCCAGAAUGAACAUGGUAUUGAUAUCCUUGGAGACAUUAUUGAAUCAUCUAUGUACAGCCCUAAUGUCCAGUACUAUGGAGCUUUGCAUAACACUGCUCACAUUGUACUUGGAAGGCAAGCUGAUCCCCAUGGAAAGUACGAUUUACCCCCUGGUGUGCUGGAACACUUCGAAACUGCCACCCGUGACCCCAGCUUCUUCAGGCUUCAUAAGUACAUGGAUAACAUCUUCAAGGAACACAAGGACAGUCUCCCUUCUUACACCAAAGAAGACCUAGAGUUCUCAGGCAUUGUCAUUGAUAACCUUUGCACUGAAGGUGAACUGGCCACCUACUUCGAAGAUUUUGAGUACGAUCUUAUCAACGCUGUCGACGAUACUGAGAAAAUCAAAGACGUAGCCAUUUCUACAUACGUCCCUCGUCUUAACCAUAAAGAUUUCGCCUUCAAGAUCGACAUCGAAAACCAGAACCAUGAAGACAAGUUGGCUGUCAUCCGUAUUUUCGCUUGGCCUCACGCUGACGCAAACGGUAUUGAAUUCACUUUUGACGAAGGUCGCUGGAAUGCCAUUGAACUGGAUAGAUUCUGGACUGUCUUGAAGGAAGGAAUGAACCACAUUGUCCGCGAAGGCCGCGAUUCUGCUGUAACCGUCCCUGAUGUGCCUAGCUUCCGCUCUCUCUUCCAAAUGACUGAUAAGGCUAAGAACGGUCUGCGAAGUGGCCUGGAAGAGUUCGUGAGUGCAACGGGCCUGCCGAACCGCUUCAUUCUCCCAAAGGGUAACCACGAAGGUCUGAAAAUGGAUCUAGUAGUUAUCGUUACAGACGGCGAGGCCGACGCAGCCGUCGAAGGACUACACGAGAACAAUGACUUUAUUCACUACGGCAUUAAUGGCGUUUACCCUGACAAGAGAUCGCACGGUUUCCCACUUGACCGCCAUGUUGAGGACGAGCGACUCUUUGAAGAACUUGACAACUUCAAGCACAUCCAUGUAAAGAUCUACAACCACGGAGAACAUAUCCACAAGCAAUAAAUGAUGAUGAGGAUUAUGAGAGAAAGUCUAACGGUAAUGAUAUCUUAGGGAAUUACAUUAAAAGCCAAUGCAAAAAA
Molecule: messenger RNA, 2078 nt
Organism: Penaeus vannamei (Pacific white shrimp)
Lineage: Eukaryota; Metazoa; Arthropoda; Malacostraca; Decapoda; Penaeidae
Product: hemocyanin subunit
Molecular function (GO): oxidoreductase activity
Source: RefSeq, a predicted model, not a curated record